Messenger RNA from Linum trigynum, 862 nucleotides. The record is from the annotation of a GenBank genome assembly. Lineage: Eukaryota; Viridiplantae; Streptophyta; Magnoliopsida; Malpighiales; Linaceae.
UAAUGGUUGUUUUACAUAAAGAAGAGAACCACAAGAACAAUUUCAAGCUAUAUUAUAAGGAACAAGCUGAAAGUGGAGUAAAUGGGUUUUGUUCUUAUUGUGAAUGAUGAUAGUAUAAGGUCAUUGCUGCAUUCGUAUGAUGGUAAGGAAGUAUAUGAUUCCGUUCCUAACAUAUGUUGAAGUGGAAGAUGAGGCUGCAUCAAAGGCGACAAAAUCGAGAUUUGAAGAACAUACAGAAGACCUUGAAACACCUCACUCAGAUGACGAUGAAGACCGGAUGUUUGGCGAUGUCACAGGAAUUAGUGAUGACGAGCUUGAAGAAGUGGAAGAGAUUAGGAAGAAUGUUAAAGAGGUGAAAGAAAGGUUAAAGAAGGGUAUCUCUCUUACCUACUUAGAUAGUCAGUUUGAUCCUGAUAAUGAGCAACGUAAUCUACACAAAGAUCAUGGCAAUGAUGAUGGCAGUGAAGAAGGAUUUAGAUCGAUGAGAUGGGUUCAUAUGAUGAUACAGAUAGUGAAGAUGACGUUGUUGAUAGCGGUUUGAGGAGAAAGAGUAGGCUAACAUCCUUCAACACCAACACAGAUAUACCUUAUUUCGAGCUAGGAAUGACCUUUGUGGCAAUGGACGAGGUCCGGAAAGCUAUCACAAAUCAUUCUAUUAAGGGAAAAAAAAAAGUACAGUUGAAGCAGAAUGACACAAAGCGCAUCAGAGCAGUUUGUAAGUGGAAUGGUUGCCAAUGGACACUAUUUGUAUCAUGGGACAAGGCUUUUGAAUAAUGCAACUCCACAUGCCCUUGAUCCAAUUAAAUAAUGUACCAAAUCCCCAAAUGAACACACGUGCCCAGAAUAAUGCCCUCUUGUUUUA